Hymenoscyphus albidus is the source of this 348-nucleotide messenger RNA. NCBI's taxonomy places the organism in Eukaryota, Fungi, Ascomycota, Leotiomycetes, Helotiales, Helotiaceae. The record is from the annotation of a GenBank genome assembly.
AUGCCACAAGACAACACCCAAACUUUGCAACCAAAGAUCCCAAAGAUCAAGAUCUCAGGCUCCUCUGAGAACAUCUCUCAGAACAACGCUUCCCAAAAGCAUACAUCUCAAAAUACCACACACACAGCGCAAAAUUCCCAGAUUGUUGAAGCUCAGAAGAUCACACAAACGCUCUUCACGCAUAUAGCACCCGUGGACACAACUCUCACAGUUGAGGAAAGGGAUGCUUGGCGACGAGCAUCCCGGAAGCAGAUUGCCGAUUUCGAGGCGAAAAUCAGGGAAUCCUUGAAGAAGAAGAGACCAAGUUUGCUGGGGAGGUUGUCUUCGAGUUGGAGGGGAAGUGAAUGA